This is a messenger RNA of Pomacea canaliculata, 3159 nucleotides long. RefSeq names its product translin-associated factor X-interacting protein 1-like. The transcript is spliced from 16 exons. Gene Ontology annotation, cellular component: cytoplasm. The record is from RefSeq and is a predicted model, not a curated record. NCBI's taxonomy places the organism in Eukaryota, Metazoa, Mollusca, Gastropoda, Architaenioglossa, Ampullariidae. Bases 129 to 2294 code for a protein of 721 amino acids.
CAUGUUUGUCGUAAAAUGUUUGGUUACCAUAGAGCUAACAACAUGGCGUCACCGGGAGACUGUUGGUGACCCGUCUUUUAUUUUGAUGUAGAAAUCUGAUAGCUGUAAAGACAAGUUCUAAAGACAGUAUGGCGGACGAGAGGCUUGCAGUGGCGAGGCUACCUCCACUUAGCGGAGUACACGCCCCUGCAUCUCCUAGAGAGCAAAAUGACGGACUUGUGAAUGAUCACUCGUACCAGCUGGGAAAUCGUCACCACUAUCUCCCAAAUCCAAAAGUUUUACGCCCAAUGGUUGACACAAGGUCUGGUGAGCUUGACACAUGGCCAGCCCAUGCCAGUGGUCUUAUACUGUCUUCAGCUGCUGCAAUGCUAUCCAAGGACAAGUCUUUUAUUGUGGCAAGAGAAAGAGAGAGUGGAAUGGCACCCUUGAUUCCAAAACCUCGAUUUCUUCAGCAACUAGAGAACUUUCUGAAGAAGGAGUUGGUUGUUCUUGGCGUCACAGAGGUCACACCAAGUGAUUUACGUCUGCAGGCACAUCGAGAAGUGUUUGAGUACCUGAUUGAAGACUUUAAAACCUACAGACCACUGCUGUCAGCAAUAAAGAAUGAGUAUGAAAUGAUGCUGGCAUUUCAGCGGCAGCAGAUUCGACAGCUGGAGCCCCUGAAACAAAUGCUGGUGACAGUGUCGGAACAGUGUGACCAGAAAAUACUGAAUAUGCGAGAGGAAGAGCGUCAAGAGGUCAUAGACUUGAAAGCUGAGAACCGUGACCUUCGAGUCCAAAUAUCUGUGAUGUUAGAUGAGCAGAAAGAUUUACAGGAGCAGGUUGCUCGCUUGCAAGAAAAACUACAUGAAGAAUACCUGAAGUACCGAGAUGAGUGUGAUGCCCGCAAGCUGCUGAUUUCUGACAUCAAUGAGCUGCGAUAUCAGCAGGAAGACUACCUGGCUUCCAAACAGCCCACUUCUGAUAAUGGGGAGGAGAAAGCAGAAGACCCUGUCUUGCUAAAGGUAGCUCUCAGGAAGGCUAGAGAAAAUGAGAAAACAGCAUCUGUCCGCCUGAAUCAGAUAAUUGCUGACUAUGGGAAUGUUAUUCCACUGCGGGAUUUUGAGGCAUUGGAGAAAAACUACAAGGUCAUAGCAGAAAAGUUUGAAACCGUCUCUUCUGAAUUCAAGAAAAUACAAGCAGAAUAUGAAGCCCUGCUUGAUGUGCAAAAACAGUUGACAAGCCAGCGUGAUCAGUUUUACCUGGAACUGGAGACGAUGAAGCGUAGUGCAACACCCAGACCUGACUGGGACAAAUGUGCGGACUUCAUCCAAGGAGGAAUGGUGCGAUGGAAGGAAAUAUCCGAGGGCAAGAGUAGCAAUGAGCUGGUAAACCUGUUGCUGCAGGAAGUGGGGACAGGGGAGACUGUGGGUGGUGGUGGAGCUGAAUUCUUUGAUGGGCAGGGUACAGGGCCCUCCAUUCCUAAGUAUCUGCAGUAUGAGGGUCCUGUUCGCAACCGGCGACUUGGAAAGCGCGAUGCAGCUCUUAUCAUACGGGACAUCUGGCGAGAGAAAUCUGCAGCUGAUGCGGAGGUCAAGACAGACGGCACGCGAGAGAACUUGGGAGAGUUCCUGCAUAGGUACUUGAAGAAUCGCUUUUCCUUGGAUCAGCUUGUGGUGGAGUGGGGCUACAAUCUGUAUGAUGCUUGCCAGCGUUAUGCUCAUGAUGAAAACAUUGGUCUGUUUUGGCGUAUCCUCAAUGAGGAGGCAGAUGAAGAGAUUUACCAUCAGCAGCUCUAUUUCAUCCACACGUUGCUCACUAAGCUCACCAAGGCAGACAUGCAGCAUGGCAACAUAGGCAACCUCAGCUAUGGGUUGUUCCUGAGCACGCUGCAGAAUGCACUUCCAGGGAUCGAUGAAGAAGCCUUGGCCAUUAUCAUGAAAGCAGUGGAUACAGAUGGGGACGAUAAAGAGACACAAGAGGUGGACUACAAGAGCUUCUUUACUGAGGAUGAUGAAGGUAAAACUGGCCCAUUCCUGACAGAAGUAAAGAAAUGGAUGGAGGCACAAAAAGCAGCAUACAUCAAAGAAAUUAAAGAAGCGUUACAAGAUACCAGCUCAGUCACAAUUGAAGACUUCAAGCGUUCCUUGAGCCUUGUUGACCCGGAGAUUGAUUCACAGAGAAUGGAUGCCUUUGUCCGAUGGGGAUUCAAGGUUACUGGUGAUAAGGUUGAGGAUGCUGAGCCUGUGGAACUGUCAAAGUUACUGGAAAGAUUGCACCAUGGAAAUAUUACACAGACUGGCAAGAUGCAAUGAGAUUUCCUAUGCAGCUAUAACUCACUUUCCAGACUAAAAACACCUUUUGAAAACCUGAUGUUUAUGGGAAAAAGCAUCAUGAUCAGGAUUUCUAUGACAUCCAAAUAAGAUGGACAAAAAAGGGCAAGUACAAAAAGUGAUAGGCACAGUGGAACAUUUGAAGGCAAAAUAUAUUCAUCUGACCCUUUGUUCAGCAGUGUUCCACAAUCAUGAGAGCCAUAGCAAGAUGAAUUUCUUCAGACUUUUCAUUUAUUCAGUCAGAACUGUUCAGGCAAGGCCAGUAGCUGUGCAGAUUAGUUAUUGGUGCAUUACAGAGCAGUACCACAAGAGUGUUGAAAGCAGUAUUAUGAAACCUGUCAGCAGCUCCGGCUAUGUAUUUUCUUCAUGGAAUAUGUUGAUUUUGUGAGCAUUAAAUUUACGAUUUCCCCUGGAAAUUUUAGAAGAAUGGAGUCAAAGAUAAGGACUGAUAAUGAUGAUGACAACAUGAACAAAACUGAAUAAUUACUUAUACCACAGUCACUGAGCCCAGUCACAGAACCAGCGGAAAAUUGAAGUUGCUGAUGAUAAACAUGCAAGUUGUCCUCUUUUUUAAAGGUCAUCAGCUACUUCAGUGUGUUCUCUUCUUGUUCUGUCACAUUACGGUAUUAGAGGUUGCCACAUUAUAAUUUAUAUGGUUAAAGUGAUUGUGGUCAUUUUGUAAGCAUUUUACAAAGAAUGUUUAUAGAUAUUGAUACUAAAAGUGUAUUUAAUUGUGUUAUAAUUUUCUGUGAAAGACAAACAUAAACGUCGUGUAUAAUUUUGUUAUUUUCUGGUCAGCUUACAGAGGAAAAAUGUCACCAAUACACUAUGCUAUUUUUCAAUUUAA